AUGAAGGUACGCAACUACAACAAAACUAUCACUUGGAAUCGUCCUUCGGCGGGAUGGGUCAAGCUUAACACAGAUGGCAGCAGCUUGGGUAACCCUGGUGCCUCAGGGAUAGGUGGGAUCAUUAGAAAUAAUCAUGGAAAUCUUAUUCAUGCUUUUUCUUCAUUCAUUGGCAUAGGGUCUAAUAAUCGGGCAGAACUUCUAGCUCUUCUUCAUGGGAUCCAGGUUUGUAAAUCUUUAUCUCUUAAUUAUGUGCAUAUUGAGCUUGAUUCUAUGAAUGUUAUUUCAUGGUGGAAGAGCAAGAGAUGUGGGGUGUGGUAUCUGGAGGAUUUCUGGGAGGAGCUAAUUGACAUUAUGGACUCCAUGACCUACUCGAUAAACCACGUUUUUAGAGAGGGAAAUAAAGUCGCUGAUUGGUUAGCCAAACAGGGAGCUUCUGGAAACGACCUAGCUGUCUCGCUAUUAACGGAGUCUCCCCGUGAAUUGCGGGGUCUUAUCCGUAUGGAUUACUCUGGUUUACCGUCUUUACGUUUUAGGUAG
Molecule: messenger RNA, 537 nt
Organism: Juglans regia (Persian walnut)
Lineage: Eukaryota; Viridiplantae; Streptophyta; Magnoliopsida; Fagales; Juglandaceae
Product: 14.7 kDa ribonuclease H-like protein
Exons: 1
Coding region: 1-537 (178 amino acids)
Molecular function (GO): RNA-DNA hybrid ribonuclease activity; nucleic acid binding
Source: RefSeq, a predicted model, not a curated record